This is a messenger RNA of Guillardia theta CCMP2712, 1287 nucleotides long. RefSeq lists its product as hypothetical. Lineage: Eukaryota; Cryptophyceae; Pyrenomonadales; Geminigeraceae. Gene Ontology annotation, molecular function: protein binding. The transcript has 2 exons. The coding region runs from base 1 to 1287 and encodes 428 amino acids. The record is from RefSeq and is a predicted model, not a curated record.
AUGGAGCACCAGGGCGAGAUCACGAGCUUGGCCUGGUCUCCAGAUGGCCUGGUGAUCGUGGCAGCUUCGCGGGAUGGGACUAUCCGCCUCUGGGAUGCCAACGGCGGGUUUCAGGUGGGGUCGGUGCUGAGCGGUCACUACGGGGAGGUGUGGAGUGUGGCGUUCAACCCUAAAGACUCCAACGUGCUUGUCAGCUGCGGAAAGGACAUGUCUGUCCGCAUCUGGGACAUCAGCCGGGCCUGCUGCCUGGGGAACCUGCGCAACAGGCACACGCGCAAGGUGAACAGCGUGACCUUCAGCGUGGACGGGAAGGUUGUGGCCACGGGAUCCGACGACUCAAGCAUCUGCUUGUGGAGCGCAGACACUGGGCUCUUGAUGGGAGAGCCGCUGACUGGGCACGAGGAGGAGGUGACCUCUUCAGGGUGGCCCGGGUCGCUCGUGUGGUCGCCUACAGCCUCACUGCUGGCGUCCGGCUCCGACAACAACGACAUCAAGAUCUGGACGGUGGAAGGAGAAGUGAAGGCGAACCUGAAGGGCCACCGCAUGGCCGUCACCUCCGUCGCCUUCAACCCCCUCGACGAGAACAUCCUCGCGAGCUCCAGUGUGGACAAGACCCUCCGCCUGUGGGACAUCGCCUCUGCCUCGCAGGUCGGGGAAGCCAUGGAGGGGCAUGAGGGCUGGGUGCUUGCGCUUGCCUUCCGCCCCAGUGAUGCUGCGACCCUUGUGAGCGGAGGAUCAGACAAGGCGUUGAGGGUGUGGAAUGUAGCGGAUCGCAAGGAGGUAGGGAAGCUUGAGGGACACAAAGAUCGAGUCAUCAGCAUCGUCUUCAGCCCGACAGACCCGAACAUAGCAGCCAGUUCUAGUGCAGACAGGACGAUAAGGCUGUGGAACACGAGCACGAUGGAGGCGGUGGGGAAGCCGCUGGAAGGGCACAAGGCGUUCAUCAAUGACGUACAGUUCGCACUGGAUGGGGAGACGAUCGUGGCAAGCAGCCGAGACCAUGCCAUCUUGCGAUGGAGUUGUAAGACAGGGGAACUGGUGAACUGCCUGCUCAGAGGCUCGAUCGUUCAGGUUGUGAAGACGGUGACAUCGACGUCCAAGAUAAUAACUUGUAGAUCGAAUGUGAUGUAUGUAUAUGACAUGUUGGACGCGGAGGCCGGGCGAUGCAGGGCGUGCUUCAAGGCUUCGUCGAACAUCGUGGCCAUCGACGUCUCUCCUCCUUUCAUCUGCCUCGGAGGCGCUCAGGGAGAGGUCUACCAAUUGAGGUGUGACUACCUUGUAAGGUGA